AUGGGUAGUUGUGCAACAAAAAAUUAGGAGAAUGAAGUUUCUUUACCUUCUAAUCCUAGAUUAUAAAGGGCUUACUAAGUAAAAUGAAAUCGAUUUGAUAGUAAUAUUCGUAAAUCAUCGAAAUAACUCACCCAUUAAAUGUGAAUUAGAAAUACAAUAGUUACUUUACAUUGAUUCCAGAUCAAUUUGUAGGUACAGGAAUAAAGAAGGCAAAUUAAUAUGAAUCUCGUCUAUCUAAAGAAGAAUGGCAAUAAAAAAGAGUUGAAUUUUGGGGUAUAUAUGUCUAUUUGAAUAAUAGAUUCAAGAAUAGAGGGNUAAGAUUAAGCAUGA
Molecule: messenger RNA, 330 nt
Organism: Paramecium sonneborni
Lineage: Eukaryota; Ciliophora; Oligohymenophorea; Peniculida; Parameciidae
Source: the annotation of a GenBank genome assembly